This is a messenger RNA of Mytilus trossulus (common blue mussel), 1230 nucleotides long. RefSeq lists its product as uncharacterized. Lineage: Eukaryota; Metazoa; Mollusca; Bivalvia; Mytilida; Mytilidae. The record is from RefSeq and is a predicted model, not a curated record. The transcript has a single exon. The coding region runs from base 1 to 1230 and encodes 409 amino acids.
AUGAGAGGAGCAGACUGUGGUAGUGACCAUCACUUGAUUUGUGGUAAAAUUAGACUGAAACUAAGAAAAGCAGUCAAGAAUAGAACCAACAAGAGGGAAAUAUUCGACACAGUCAAAUUAGAACAACCUGAAAUUCUAAAGAAAUUUAAGAUCGCGCUAAGAAACAGGUUUCAAGUGUUAGAAAACCUACAAGACAACAAGCCAAGUACUGUAGAAAGCUUAGAACAGGGAUGGAGUAGGAUUGAAACUGUGUUUAAAGAAACAUCAAGAAACACUCUAGGGCUCCGACAACGUGAAAGGAAGAAAUGGAUAAGUGAUGACACAUGGACUAGCGUUCAGCAGAGAAAAGACAUAAAGACAAAAUUGAACAGCACAAAAUCAGAACGAAUCCAAACUACUCUUAGGAAAGAAUAUUCAGUCAAGGACAAAGAAGUCAAACGUAAAACAAAAGCAGAUAAGGCAAUAUACCUAGAGACACUUCCUAAAGAAGCAGAGACAGCAGCUUCUAAAGGAGAACUUAGCACUGUGUAUAAAAUCACGAAAGAACUAAGUGGUAAGCACAUGAGCUCCAGUGUACCAUGUAAGUCCAAGGAUGGUAAAACACUAGCCUCAGAAAGUUUACAACUGGAGAGGUGGACUGAACACUUUAAUGAAACAUUGAAUGCAGAACAUCAGGCAGAUGUUCCAGUUAUAGAACAGUUUGGAAUGGAACUAGACAUCGAUAUUGGGGAAGUAUCAAGGGAUGAGAUCAGGAAGGCAAUACUUAGACUCAAGAACGGGAAGUCACCUGGCUUAGAUGCAAUAACAGCUGAAAUGCUUAAAGCAGACAUAGAAACAAGCACAACCAUGUUUCAUGAACUGUUUAAACAUAUCUGGAGGCAUGACACUAUUCCAAAUGAUUGGGCAAAGGGUCUUAUAAUCAAACUACUCAAGAAAGGUGACCAAAGUGACUGCAACAACUGGCGUGGUAUAACUUUGCUGUCAGUACCAAGCAAGAUACUACUGAGAGUACUUUUAAACAGAAUAGAUGAUGCUAUAGAUGAAAUUCUGAGGAAAGAGCAGGCAUGGUUUAGAUCAGGUAGAGGAUGUAUCAACCAUAUUUUUACAAUCAGAAAUAUAAUAGAGCAAAGUAUAGAGUGGCAAAACAAACUAGUCCUAAAUUUCAUAGACUUUUGUAGAGCCUUUGACAGUAUUAAAAGAAGUUGCUUAUGGGCCAUCCUUAGGGCAUAA